CUGACUGGUUGAGACUUUACAGUUUAAUUAUUUUGUGAUUAUUGGAUUCAGGGCAAUAGCCCUAAAACUUAAUUAGAGGACAUGCCAUCAUCACAUAGUGUGGAUGAACCGAAACUGAAUGAACGAGCGUCGAAGUAUCAGUGUCCAGCUGAUUUCGUAUCUUUUUCAAAUGACUGUUGCGUGAGUACACAGUUAAAGGAUAUGUCUCCAGAGAGCACAGAAUUAUGGCUCAUUAAAGCACCAGCGAGUUUCGAUCCCAAAUGCCUGUCAGGUUUAAAGCUGCCUUUAUCAAGCCUGAAGAUGGUCCAGUCGUCUGGUACUGCUCCAAAAAUCUACAGCAUCCUAGGCGGAGUCGCAGGUGCUGCUGACCUCCGCCUGAUCACUACUGACCCCAGCAGUCACAACAUGUCUCUGUCAGCCACGCCAUUCGCUGGUGUUCUCAACAUCUCCGAGAACUAUGGAAACUGCAGUGGGAACCAGGGCCCUGUGGCCAUUCCUGCUACCCCAGCUCCAUGCAUCCCAGCAGGCCUGAGGCAGCGCUUCCAACCUUUUGGCAGUGCCACGCCUACUAAGACAUCACUAACCACCACACAGGAGUCUUCACUGUCUUCCCCAGCACCAAAGAAAAUAAAGGUGGAAUCAGGAAUGAGUGAGGAACGAAAGAGAAAGAAGAAAAAGAAAGACAAACACAGGGAAGAUGAGGAAAAUGCAGAGGUAACAGUUAAAGAAGAAGAGAUGUCACAGGAUCACAGCCAAUUACAGGCCUCUGUGCUCUCAGUGGAAGAGGAGACAGAGGAGAAGAGGAAGAAAAAGAAAAAGAAAGACAAACACAGGGAGGAGGAGGAUAAUGCAGAGGUAACAGUUAAAGAAGAAAAAAUGUCACUGGAUCACAGCCAGUUACAGGCCUCUGUGAUCUCAGUGGAAGAGAAGACAGAGGAGAAGAGGAAGAAGAAAAAGAAGAGGAAGAUGAAAGAGAAGGAUAGUGAGGCUGAUCAGAUGACACCAAUGGACUGUGCAAACAUAGAAACCAAAGAAGAGCCAUUGGACAUUGCCAUUAAUGAUGCCCAGAGUUCGGGCAAAAAGAAAAAGAAAAUUAAGAAUGAGUAGCUGUUUGUGGCAUUGUGGUUUUAUUUGUGUUAUGUGCUGUGUCAGAAUAAGACUGUGUGUGAUCCUCUAGACAGAAUUGUGUCUCUGCCUUAUGCUACUUUUGUCUGUUAGUAGCAGAUACAUGGCGCUGCCGCUGAGACAUGGAAACUGACUUAAGUCACUUUCGAUUAAGACUUAAAAUAAAGAACAACAAUCUCCAACAACUAUCUAAUACUAAAAAUACUGGAAUAACUGUAUUUUGAUUUUAUGACUUUUUUUUUAAAUCAGCACUGAGAAAUAUCAGACUUUUGAUUGAAUACCAUCAUCUGCUGUUUGACAAUUUGACA
Messenger RNA from Chanos chanos (milkfish), 1433 nucleotides. RefSeq names its product RNA polymerase I subunit G (gene polr1g). NCBI's taxonomy places the organism in Eukaryota, Metazoa, Chordata, Actinopteri, Gonorynchiformes, Chanidae. Gene Ontology annotation, biological process: transcription by RNA polymerase I. The transcript is spliced from 3 exons. The record is from RefSeq and is a predicted model, not a curated record. Gene Ontology annotation, molecular function: RNA binding. Bases 82 to 1107 code for a protein of 341 amino acids. Gene Ontology annotation, cellular component: RNA polymerase I complex.